This is a messenger RNA of Sphaeramia orbicularis (orbiculate cardinalfish), 3597 nucleotides long. RefSeq names its product diacylglycerol lipase, beta (gene daglb). Bases 652 to 2682 code for a protein of 676 amino acids. Gene Ontology annotation, biological process: diacylglycerol catabolic process; neurogenesis; arachidonate metabolic process. Lineage: Eukaryota; Metazoa; Chordata; Actinopteri; Kurtiformes; Apogonidae. Gene Ontology annotation, cellular component: plasma membrane; cytoplasm. The transcript has 15 exons. Gene Ontology annotation, molecular function: triacylglycerol lipase activity. The record is from RefSeq and is a predicted model, not a curated record.
UUGUUGCAGUAGGAAUGCAUUAGCAAAUGGACACUUCCGGUAAGUAAAAACAAAACAACCAGGCUCUCAUCAUUUAAUAGUAAAUGGUAUGUAUGUAGCUGGCAUUAUUGUGAAGACCACAUAAUGUUAUUCAAACGUAUUUAAGCAAUGGUAGCCAAACUCUACUAGCACUACACGGGAUUAGCGAUCCUGAUAUUUGUCCAGGAAGCUCUACACUAUUUUUAGCUAAACAGCUAAUGCUAGCAGCUAAGGGCAGUCACGCGACGAAAUAAAACUAAAUGUUAGCAUGUGGUUAUCGCUUUAGGAUCAUUAUCUGACGCCGGAAAAGAUACGUCUAGGGAGAUCAUAAAUCAUACCAGUGGGACAUCGAUGACACAGCUGCCUGGAGCGAUUUAUACCAACGCUACAUCACGGAUACAAACACAUCUGCUCACCAUUAACUUGAAGUUAGCCGAUACAGGCAGACACAAUCUUUGAGCUAAUUUUAAUUAAGAUGUAACAAUGGGCAGUGGUGUUUGCCGACCAGUUUAGCUGCUCUGCCCGGGGUCAUGUAUGUCCGGAAGUAUCCAUUGUUCGAUAGCUCACUACCCGCUGUGUAGCGGCUCAAAGCUGGGUUCUUGUCAGUGAGCCGUCAGUUUAUGUACAUGAAAAAUGCCUGGGAUGGUGGUGUUCGGUCGGCGCUGGGGAAUCGCCAGUGACGACCUUGUUUUCCCCGGAUCCUUUGAACUGUUCGUCCGGGUACUUUGGUGGAUAGGCACCCUUAUCCUGUACACUUAUCAUAAGGGUCAUUUUGACUGCAACGGGGGAGGAGUUCUUCACAGCUACCUGGUUGGACUUUUGACGGUGUUGGGUCUUAUCAUCCUGUCACUAUGUGCUAUUGUCUACGUCAGCGCCCAAGGUACCAUCACAAACCCUGGCCCUCGGCGCUCUAUUGCCGCGUUGGUGUAUGUGCGAGCUCUACUCUACAUCCCUGAGUUGGUCUGGGCCUGUCUGGGAGCUGUUUGGGUGUCUGAUGACAGUAAAGGCUGUGACCCUGCCACAGUGGGGGCGGUCAUCGCAGCAGUGGUUGCUAGCUGGAUCAUCCUGCUUUUCACGUUACUGGGCGUGGUUUUUGUGUUUGACCCACUGGGUAACCCUCGGCCUCAGCCCCCCACCAUGGAGCCACUGGGUGUUCGAGACCUGGAGAGCAGUGAAGGCACCCAGUUCCUGUCCACAGCUCGCUCCCUGGCUGUCAAGGUGUGGGAGAGCAGGUUGCGACUCCUGUGCUGCUGUCUACCACAGGAUGAAAGCCAUCGAGCAGCAUUUUCCAGCAUUGCACAGCUUGUCAGCGGAUUCUUUUCUGACACAGAUCUGGUUCCCAGUGAUAUAGCAGCUGGUUUAGCUCUGCUGCACCAGGAACAGGAUAAGAUGGAGCAAAGCAGAGAUCCAGAUGUCAUUGCCACUCAUAGCCCAUCCUCCCCAAUUGGGGAGGAUCUGGAGAUAGAGCUGGAGAAAGCAGCUCACUGUAUGCGGUUUGCUGCAGCAGCUUAUGGAUGGCCGAUGUACAUUUAUUCUAACCCCCUAACUGGACCCUGCAAACUCAGUGGAGAAUGCUGUAGAAGUCGUGCAGCUGAGUAUGACAUUGUGGGAGGGGACCACCUUGGCUGUCACUUCUCCUCCAUCCUGCACAGCACUGGUCUGCAAUAUCGAGAUUUCAUCUACGUCAGCUUCCACAACCAGAUCUAUGAGAUCCCAUUCUUUGUGGCUCUGGAUCAUAAGAGAGAGGCUGUUCUGGUGGCUGUCAGAGGAACACUGUCACUAAGGGACGUCCUCACAGAUCUGUCGGCUGAAUGUGAAAAUCUGCCCAUAGAAGGAGUGUCUGGAGCCUGUUAUGCACACAAGGGAAUGUGUCAGGCUGCAGGUUAUAUCUACAAGAAGCUGGUAAACGAUGGCAUCUUGAACCAGGCUUUCUCCAUUGCACCGGAGUACAAACUGGUCAUCACUGGGCAUAGUCUGGGUGCAGGCACUGCUUCACUGUUGGCAAUUCUCUUGCGCAAUUCCUUCCCUACCCUGCAGUGCUACUCAUUCUCUCCACCAGGGGGCCUCCUGAGUAAAGCCUUAGCUGAUUACUCCAAGGACUUUGUUGUCUCUGUUGUUUUGGGAAAAGACCUCGUUCCAAGGUUAAGCAUUCCUAACAUGGAGGAUCUAAAAAGACGAAUACUUAAAAUAGUUUCAAACUGCAAUAAACCUAAGUACCGCAUCCUGCUGCAGGGAUGCUGGUACGAGCUCUUCGGGGGAGACCCAGAUGACUUCCCUACUGAGAUGGACAACAGGAGAGAAGAGGAGCUGAGCCAGCCGCUCCUUGGGGAGGAGUCACUGAUAAUUCGCCACUCAUCGUCCUAUCAGAGCCUGGCAUCGGAUGACUCACCUGCCCACACGGCUGCCCACUUACCUCUCUUCUUGCCUGGACGCAUCCUGCACAUCACAGAGGACGGCCCAUCACGGAGAUCCUGUUUUUCCCAGGUCAGAUACCGAGCAGAGUGGUCCAGUGAAAUGGCAUUCAGGAGUGUUCUGAUCAGCCCCCGGAUGCUUGCAGAUCACAUGCCUGAUGCUGUGCUCAAAGCACUCUGUAGCCUCACCAGUGACAGGCCCUUCUCCCUCUGCCCCUCAUCUAUAUCCAACAACCAGCACAAUACCAUCUGAUACGUACAACAGAAACUUUCUACUUACCGUAUGUCUGUGCUCCCUGGCUCCAUCAUAAGCCCACUACUUGCUUGUGCGUAAGCCGUGUGACAUACUCAAACCCGUGAUCCCAGCUUCUUUGUUCAUAUAUACAUGCUGGCUACAGGCUUGAUCCUAAAAUCCCAUCAGAAACAUGUGGAAACUUGAUUGUAAUCAUGAAAUGAGAUUAACUUGUUGGGUUUCAUGAAUGAACCUGACUUGUUGGAGGGAAACACGUUGGAGCACAAAGACUUUUAUUUUUUGUUAAAUUGCACUUUGAAUCAUUUAAUUUAAAUAAUUAGUUGAAUUUAGCAUUUUGAGUAACUUCAUGCCACGAUUACAGAAUGUGCGUUGUGUACAAUAUUUGACAGUGCUGCAGUUUAACUGUAAAGUCAGUGUUUUACAUUUAGUGUCUGUGUGAGUGCUGUUUCGUGGGUAGAAGGUCACUGAACGUGUCCUAAGUCUUCCUCCCGUGAUCCAGGGUGUGAGGACAGGAGGGAGCCUCUACCUCACAGUGUGGAUUGUGAUGUGUUCAUUGCAUAGUAACUGGUCUGUUUUGUGUUCAUGUCUUGCAACAUCAGGGUGAACAGUGCCUAUGCAUUACAGAAAAACAAGUCAGCAGAAUUGUUUAAACAGAAAACAGACAUGAGCGCUGUGUAUUUACAGUAAGUUCUGCAUUUUCCUUGAUGCAGUUUGAUUAGUGCAUGGCGAAAAAUGGUUGAUGUAAGAGAUAAAAAGAUUGUACCUAGACAUUUUGUGGGAACUUGUUUACUUGCCAUCAUUUUUUUCAGGAAAUAUACAUUAUAAUUUGAAUCUACUGAUGCCUGCAUAAUAAUUUCUCUCCCUACAGUGGAUUGUAUUGGCCUCCUUGAUGCAAAUAAAAGCAUUUGUGAAACA